Messenger RNA from Triticum aestivum (bread wheat), 1029 nucleotides. RefSeq lists its product as uncharacterized. The transcript is spliced from 5 exons. Bases 79 to 465 code for a protein of 128 amino acids. NCBI's taxonomy places the organism in Eukaryota, Viridiplantae, Streptophyta, Magnoliopsida, Poales, Poaceae. The record is from RefSeq and is a predicted model, not a curated record.
CUCUCCCGACAAACAAGGAAGAAGGCGGUGGUGGCGGCGGUUCCUUCUGGCCACAAGGAAAAAAGGGAGGAUGCUGGGAUGGAGUUACUUCUCGACGCCGUCGACAGCCAGCAGGUCAGCGAUGACGAGCUAAUCGGGAGGCAUGGUGGAGCUCGCUGCCGUGCGGAUGCAUCUCCGACUAGGUCGGCGCAGUCCACUGACAGAGUGAAUCCGGAAGUUCCUGGAUGGACAAAAAGAUUAUGGCUAAGGAGUGCGCCACCAGACAGGACACCAUGUCUGUCACGGAUGAGCGCGCUCGAGGAGUCGAUCCGCAAGUUUGGCGAAUUCAGAAUAAGGUACGGUAAGAGCUGGCUAAACGUCGAGAGGACAAGGUGUCAAAGUGAAUGCAAGAAAUCGUCUGCGGCUGCUCGGGGAAACCAGAGGCGGAGAAUAGUAGGUCAUGCCGAUGUAAGUGUGCUGCAUUGAUAAGGCUGCUGCGUGUGUUCGACAACAAUUGGUACAUAACAGAGAAAGCAGAUGGCCCAUGACAAAAUAUAACAAAGGCUAUCUGGAAACAAUCUUUUUCAAGCUGGCUGGAAUUCUCGUUGAUGUCGCGCAAAAGGAACUCUUUUGCUGCACGCAAGUUGUGAACCCCCGUCUUGUUCAUUUCAACUGUACCCUUUAUGAACUGAAUUGCUUCAGGGUUUAUGUUGGCAUCUCUGCCUUUGAUUUUGUGACGACCGCAAGGGAUCCCAAAGACUUUGCACUCAUCCUCAACCCAGAACUUGAGGACCUUGCUGUCUGUUAGCACUAUCUCUCUUGGACUGACACUUACUCUGCUCAUUAUCCAAGAGAAGGUAAUAACACCGAAGCUGAUAAUGCAUGUAUUACAUGUAAAAUAGGAGUGGAAGAGGUGAUGUCCAGCUACAUGAAGAAUUGUACUAUUCAGUUAGAAUUCGAGGAAUAAAAUAAGAGAUACAGUGAGUUCCUGUUCAAUCCAUUUUUGUUGCCUUGCCUAUCAUGCCUUCAUUGAACCGAAAAAAUGGACUA